CUGCCAUGUUUUAUGCGCAGUUUGUUUUAUCCAAGAAAGGCCCAUUGGCGAGAAUUUGGCUCGCUGCGCACUGGGAGAAGAAACUAUCAAAGGCGCAAAUAUUCGAGACAAGCGUCCAGGAUGCUGUUGACGAGAUCCUCAAACCAAAGGUGAAAAUGGCCUUGCGCACCACCGGACAUCUGUUGCUCGGCAUCGUACGAAUCUAUUCACGCAAAGCGAAAUAUCUACUGGCUGAUUGCAACGAAGCAUUCUUCAAAAUCAAAAUGGCAUUUCGACCAGGUCAGAUUGAAAUCGAGGACGACGGGCAGCUGGCCACCAAUGCCGCCAUCAAUCUUCCGGAGGCAACCCUACCAGAUUUCAAUGAUUUGGAUAUGCAGACUCAAAUUCAAAUGAAUCAGAGUCGGAUCGAUGACAUAACACUGAAAGAGGAUUUAAUCCCCGAAGCAGGGGACAUGACUUUUGGAUCUGAGUUCGGAACUGACGACUUUGGCGAGAAUACUCUUGGCUUUUUCAAUGAUAACUUGGAAGAACGUCGAGAGGAUGAAUUGGAUACGCCGAAUGAACUGAAAUCGAGAACC
This is a messenger RNA of Gongylonema pulchrum, 578 nucleotides long. NCBI's taxonomy places the organism in Eukaryota, Metazoa, Nematoda, Chromadorea, Rhabditida, Gongylonematidae. The record is from the annotation of a GenBank genome assembly.